Molecule: messenger RNA, 450 nt
Organism: Penicillium canescens
Lineage: Eukaryota; Fungi; Ascomycota; Eurotiomycetes; Eurotiales; Aspergillaceae
Exons: 4
Coding region: 1-450 (149 amino acids)
Source: RefSeq, a predicted model, not a curated record
AUGCCUUCGCCAACCACGGAUAUUAUGAUAGGCGUCGGCGUUGUUGGUCCCCUGGAAGGAGCAAUAGGUCCCAACGAGGCCUACGGACUUGCGCUCAGGUUUGGGGAGUAUCAAAACAGUGCCAGAUCCUGUGCUUGUCGGGGGAACACUGGCACCGUAAACUCCUUCACCGGUGUAGAUCAGGGUAACAUUACCGGCGGUGCGUACAACAUCUUCGGCUUGCUCAACCCUAAGAGGUGCUCAUGCUUCUUCUACCAACUCAUUCUCGCUGUCGUGCCGGAUUUUCCGAGGAGCCGCUUGCUCGAAGAUCCCCUCAGUCCGGCUUUGAAUCUGUUGUCCGACAAGUUGAAACCAUUCAUUGAUCCGGAGUGUGCAAAGAUCGCCAACAUCAACGACAGUUUUGCUGCCCAAUUUCCUGGCGUUGCCCUGGAAACCAAUAAUCGCCAGUAA